CCUCCGAGAAGAGGACUGUGUAGGUUGGAGAUACUUUGGUCGUCGCUCUGCAUUCGGUGACUUUCCCCUCGCUUUCCCCUUUGCCUCGUCAACGGCGCUGGCGAACUUGCAACUUGUGGGAAACUUAUGAUGCGUUUACAGGUUGUGCUAUCGGAUCAUGAUGCGUGGAUUUAUCUGAAAAGGUUUGGCCGAGGACAAUGUCUUUUAUCCACCUCCUCGUUUUGGUGAAGAACCUUGUUCCCAGAUUUUUCUUACUUAACUUACUAACAUUUGACAGAAAUUUGGUCUUUAGUUAGUCACAUGACUUAGUUUUGUUUUACAAUAAUGGACAAAUGAACUACUCAGGCAGUUUGCUCAAAUAGUUGAAAAAUAAUGACGUCCGUCAAAAAAUGUUCUCGAUUAAUUCUAAAUGUGAAAAGGCACCAUUAACAAUAAAAUGAAAAUAAUUCUGGCAGUAGGUCCGUAGGUGAGAAGGAUUAACAUUAGUUUGGGAAAUUUUCAAAAGAAAAACAGAAAGUUAAAACAGGGUGAUCAACGGAUAAACGGGAGAGAGAUUUAUUUUAUCGGAUUUCUCUACCAGACCUUUUGUCGGUUGCGUUGAAACAAUUCUAUCAUAAUGCCUCAUUCGUGACGUUGGAGCUGUGAUGUCUGUAUGAAAGUUAAUGGUAUGUGAUUGGGUAAAUCCGUAGAGUAUGUUGACAAUGCAUUUAAGUGGAGUAACCUAGCACAUGGUUUCAAGAUGGUUCUGCUCUUCUGAUUUUGACAUGAAUAUAUAGACCAUGACUAUGAUUGCUUAGGUUGGUUGACAAAUUGAAAAGAAGUGCUGGACCGAAAACCGUAUUCAAUUACACGGCUCGGUAAAAAUUUUGUAGAUCGGAAGAUACCUUGUCGAUAGCAUUUUCAAUUGAUGGAGGAGGACCUAAAGAAAAAUCAUGUUCAAUAGUAGCAAAAUACCUUAGACUUUUUUUUGUAUUGAGUAUAUGAAAAAAUUGUACCUCAGCUCUAUAUGAAAAGAAGUGGAACGACCUUUUAUGGAACGGAAAAGAAAUAAACGAAAAGGAAGAAAAAACUUGAAGUGAGUGUUAUUAAGAACUAGGAAGACAAAAUGGCAUUCCCCUCGCGCGCAUAGAACCGACUGGCGUAGUGAUAAAGUCUGAGACAAACUGGCCAGACAGACAAUGGAAUAGGUUGGGGCAAGAACGACAGUUGAUCCGUCCAGAGAGAAGACUCUUCCUUGAUCAUGCAGACUGCUACGACCCCGUCUUUUCUCACCGAAUACCAAAGCUUGGAGCUUACCAACGGCCGAGAAACCUUCAGCGCCGCUGCCCAUAGGAAUACUUUAGAAUUCGUCAUGGACGCUGGAGGCCCGGAAGUCGAAGUCAACAGUAGUGCCUCGGCGACGCUGCCCGUAGCUAACAGGCUCUCCGAGGAAGGGUAUUACCUCUCGGCGUUCUUCCUCUUCCUCAUCGGGCUCUUCGGCAUCUUCAACAACCUGGUGGUCUUGAUCGUCAUGGCCAAAAAUAAGCAGUUGCGGUCUCCCUUGAACCUGUUCCUGAUCAACUUAGCGAUAUCCGAUUUGGGAAUCAGCAUGGUGGGAAACCCGAUCUCCCUGGUGGCUGCACUUAACAGGGGGUGGAACUUUGGCCACCACGCGUGUAUCGUGUACGCCUUCCUGAUGGGUUUUUUCGGGAUCACAUCCAUCUGCAACCUAAUGGUUUUGGCAUUUGAAAGGUAUAUGAUGAUCUCGAGGCCAUGGAAGACGUCAGAGCUAACGGAGAGGAACGCCUUAUUGACCAUCAUGGGAGUCUGGAUUUACUCCUUUUUAUCGGCGGCCCCGCCCUUGGCAGGGUGGGGAGGGUUCAAGAUCGAAGGGCCAGGAAUAAGCUGUUCUAUUGACUGGGAGACAAGAUCUCUGAAUAAUACUUCAUACAUCGUCUUCCUGUUCACCCUUGGUUUAGGACUACCGGUUGCUGUCAUGGGAUUUAGUUAUACUAACGUCAUUUCUACGUUAAGACAGGCCGGUUCCAGUGGCUUCCAGGCUGGAGUUGCGAAAGCUGAGCGCCGAGUAGCGGUGAUGGUGGUAGUGAUGGGCAUCACGUUUCUUUUCGCGUGGGUGCCCUAUUCAGUGAUGGCGUUGAUCAUGGCCUUCGGAGACCAGUCACUCGUCACUCCAGGAGCAGCUGUCAUUCCUGCUAUCUUCGCCAAAUCGUCUUGUUUGUACAAUCCUAUAAUAUACGUUGGACUCAAUACUCAGUUCAGAAAACUGUGGCUCUCUUUCCUUUGUUCCAAUAAGAACUUAUUCUUUCCAUUCCGGUCAGCGUGGGCCCGUCUGCUGUGCUGCCGCGAGGAGACAGAAGGAGGGGCAGUAGGUCAGACCACAGAGAAGGUCAGUCUCACUGUCGUCACAGAACAGAGUCCCCGUCCCGAGAAUCUUAAGCAACUGCGCAGGAAAGGUCGAGGACGUCCUUGUUCCCAAGCUUCGUCUGACAUGAGGACAAUGUCCACAGAAGGAGUCCCUCUGAAGACCUUGCAGCUCAAUCCAGUCAGGGUCCAGUACGACGUCCAAGUCACGGCUUCACCCCGAGGCGAGAUACAGAGUGAAAUCGUCUAGACUCGACUGAGACGCCCCGAGUUAUAUGUUCCGAUGAAAUCAUCAGCAGUGAAAUCGUCUUGUUCUUCCCAGCUGUUUAACUGUGACUCAAUCAUUCUAGCUCUGUUUCAUAGGUAGAUAUAGUUUCUAAUUUAACACCAGAUUAGUGAUGCAGUCAAACUGUGUUUGAUGGUGACAAGUCAAAAAUACAAUAAUCUCUGGUUGAUUAUUCUAUUUUUGGAAAUCGUUUCAGAACUGCAAAGGGAAAACCGCCGAGAGACGUCUUUAGGAACAGGAGUCCUCCGGCGACGAUCAUACAAAUUUUGUGUCAAAUGGAAAGGUUAAUCAGUGUAACAGAAGCAGGAGGCAAUAUUUGGCGUGAUCACAUAUCAUGGUAACGUAAACAUUUACUUAACCUCCAACUCUGUUCAUAUCUUGGGACUCAAUGUGACCUAUUUUCGUUUACACCAGACUCCUAGCGUCUGCUGCAACUUUUCGUUACGCUUGAAUUGUAUCAAUAACAGGGAUGCCAUGCAUACCUCAUAAUCUUGUAUCUGAUAAGUAGAAAGUCGUAUAAUUUAGAAUAUUGAACUUAGAUACUGAUGUUCAUUUCUGGGCCAUUUUCCCUGAGUUCAGUAUCGUCUACAAGAGUACUUCCAGCUCAGCUCCGUUAUUUUUCUCAUCGAUAUUUGCAAAUAUUUUCUUUCAUAGUUUCUCGUUGUUUCACGUUGCUCGUCCACUUUCCUUUGUCUUCGGAGCUGAGAUGCGUUCUUCUUUCAUAUUUUUGUUUCAUUAGUCAGUUUAGUGAUAUGUCUUAUGUGUGAUGGAUGGAAUAUGACGCUUCCCCCCGAACAUCUGCUAUUAAUUCUUUUGUUAUUAAUUUCUA
Molecule: messenger RNA, 3476 nt
Organism: Macrobrachium nipponense
Lineage: Eukaryota; Metazoa; Arthropoda; Malacostraca; Decapoda; Palaemonidae
Product: parapinopsin-like
Exons: 8
Coding region: 1241-2611 (456 amino acids)
Biological process (GO): G protein-coupled receptor signaling pathway; phototransduction; visual perception
Cellular component (GO): plasma membrane; photoreceptor outer segment
Molecular function (GO): G protein-coupled photoreceptor activity
Source: RefSeq, a predicted model, not a curated record